AUGGCCAACAGGACCAACACCUCCACCCCACACUACAGCUACGAAUAUUACCUGGACUACUUGGAUCCCAUUCCUGUGGACGAGAAGAAACUGAAAGCCCAUAAGCAUUCCAUUGUCAUUGCCUUUUGGGUGAGCCUGGUUGCCUUCGUGCUGCUCCUCUUCCUCAUCCUGCUCUACGUGUCCUGGUCAGGCUCCGUGCACGUGAGGAACAGCCGCCAGCAUCACCAAAUAGGCCCAUGGAAUCACAGCCUCAACCUCCCCUUCUGCCUCCGGAGGGCCUCCCAGGGGUCAGCGGAGGAGUCAGGAAGCAGAACUGGUGCCAACCAGCAGCAACUGCAGGACAGUCCCUCUACCACAACAGCCUCCACAGCGCCCUCAGGUCUCCUCUGGGAACAGACUCCGAGUGAGGGUUCCCAUGGCAUCAGCUGAUGUCGGGAGCCAGCCAGAGGUGGCGGCAAGCUUGGAGACAGAACUUCUCAACUGUAGAACUGACAUUAGUCAGCCGGUCCUGGCUGAGUGAGCUGGUGAUGUCAAACUAAGUUGGACAGCCGUGUCCUCUAAGGCCAUUUCCGUGCAGCAGAAACUGUGACCAGGUCGAAAGUGACUACAAGGAGGCCAUCAUACAUCUGUCAAAGGCUUGCCGAUGGCCCUCUGGCACAGAGAUGCCGUCCCAACAUCCGCCACUGAUUCUAUU
Messenger RNA from Jaculus jaculus (lesser Egyptian jerboa), 694 nucleotides. RefSeq names its product melanocortin 2 receptor accessory protein (gene Mrap). The coding region runs from base 1 to 429 and encodes 142 amino acids. The transcript is spliced from 3 exons. The record is from RefSeq and is a predicted model, not a curated record. Gene Ontology annotation, molecular function: signaling receptor regulator activity; type 3 melanocortin receptor binding; type 5 melanocortin receptor binding. NCBI's taxonomy places the organism in Eukaryota, Metazoa, Chordata, Mammalia, Rodentia, Dipodidae. Gene Ontology annotation, cellular component: endoplasmic reticulum; plasma membrane. Gene Ontology annotation, biological process: protein localization to plasma membrane; regulation of adenylate cyclase-activating G protein-coupled receptor signaling pathway.